AUGUCGGAAGACCUGGAGAGCGCCGUACUUUCGGGCGGCCAGAGCGGCCUGGCCUCCUCCGGCCUGGUCCGCCACCCCUUCGGCAAGGAGCUGCUGCCCUUUGAGCGCUACAACUGGCUCUACCACACCCACUUUGUGCAGAACGACUUCACCGCCUGCAUCGAGCAGAUGGACCGCCUGGCUGUGGAAAGUGAGUACUGCCUCUUCCUGAAGGGCCUCAUUAAGCUGCGGCAGGGCAAUGCGAAGAGCGCCCUGCAGCAGUUCAAUCUACUAAAGUCGGUCAACAACACCAACUACAUCAAGGCCAUUGCCCGCUGUCUGCUGAUUCUGGGCAAGCACCAGAACGUCUGCGACAUCAUCAAGGAGGUGGGCCUGAAGGUGGCCCACAAUGACUGGCAGCUGUGGACGCUGUACGGCUAUGCGCUGCUUUUCAUUGGCGCUACGGCGCAGGCGAAGGAGGCAUUUCAGAGUGCGCUGCAGAAUACCAGUCAAGUGGAGCCGUUCAUUGCGCUGGCGAAGUGUCAGAUUGCCGAGAUGGACUUCAAGUCGGCCAUCUUUGUUCUGCGCAGGGCUACGGAGUAA
This is a messenger RNA of Rhagoletis zephyria (snowberry fruit fly), 582 nucleotides long. The record is from RefSeq and is a predicted model, not a curated record. Lineage: Eukaryota; Metazoa; Arthropoda; Insecta; Diptera; Tephritidae.